Messenger RNA from Limulus polyphemus (Atlantic horseshoe crab), 2930 nucleotides. RefSeq names its product stomatin-like protein 3. Bases 47 to 1270 code for a protein of 407 amino acids. The record is from RefSeq and is a predicted model, not a curated record. Lineage: Eukaryota; Metazoa; Arthropoda; Merostomata; Xiphosura; Limulidae. Gene Ontology annotation, cellular component: plasma membrane. The transcript has 10 exons.
UUCCAACUACUACUACUAUGACUACUUAUCAAAUAGAAUUGCUGGAAUGUUUUCUUCUAAGGACACUUCUUAUCAAAACAGCACCCAAACCUUCAUGUUUGACUAUCAGUCAGCUUUUGAUUAUGGACAGACUCUAAUUAAAACUUCUUCACCUAUGAGAAAUAGUCAGAAUUAUAGAUCUAUUUAUAGUUACAGCCAAGGCGUUCUUUAUGAUUCAGAACCACAAUUCUCAUCUCCAGAAAAGUCCAAAAAAGAAUCAGUGGUGUCGCAGGUUAUCCGAAACAUUAUGACAGUAAUCUGCUAUGUGAUGGUAUUGAUCACACUUCCUCUGACUGGUUGGUUAAGUAUAAAGAAAGUUCCAGCUUUAGAGAGAGUGGUUAUUUUCAGAAUGGGAAAAAUGCUUCCAGUAAAGGGACCUGGAUUUGUCAUUAUUCUACCCUGCCUGGAUCAUUGGAUGAAAGUCGAUCUUAAACCUCGAUCAUUCAACAUAGACCAACAACAGUUACUUACAGCUGAUGGUGGAAUAUUAGAGGCAGAUGUUGUUUUCCAGUACUGUGUGAUAGAUGUUCAACGGUGUGUACUAAGAGUUCAAGAACUACACAGAGCAAUGGAGCAAUUGGCUAAACAAGGACUUAUCAAUUUACUUAGUCAGAAAGACAUGAUUGACAUCACAAAACAGAAGAAAAGUUUAGAGACAGAUGUUAAGGCAGAUAUAAAUAAGACAACAUUGCAGUGGGGAUUAGAACUAAUGGAUGUAAACAUAGGGCCAGUAAAAGUGAUAAAAGCUGCAGAACCAUCCAAUUCCAUAAAACCUGUUAUUGCAAGCUUGAAAACAGCAUUUGGAAUGCAUUCUGAAACUGAAGAUGCAAGCAGUUUGGAGUUGAAAUCAAUAGCUGGUCCUCUGUCCAACUCAGUUGCUGAAACCAUUCCUCAAGACUUUAACAGCUUAGUCAAAAUGAUUGAACAACUAGCUCAAGCAUCACUCUCUGAGAAAGAAUUCAAAGAAAAUGCUGUUAUCAGACUAGAUGUUGAAGGUCCUGAUGGAGGAGUUAUAAACAUCAUUUUGUCAAAUGGUGUUGUACAAGUGGCUACAGGAAGUAGUUCUCCCAGUGAUCCAAAUGUCGAAAUCACCCUUUCAAAAGAAACUCUUUCAAAGAUUUUAUGUCUCAAAACAAGUCCCAGGCAAGCAUACUUAGAGGGAGAUAUCCAGGUUUCUGGAGACUGGGGCUUAUUAUACAGUUUUUCGACUAUAAUUUCAAAUGCUCAUUAGUUUUUAAAAUGUAGUUAAAGUAUAUAUGAUUAUACAAAAUAAUUUUGAACAUAAAGUAAUGAACAUAGUUGAAUUAUUCACAAUACAGUUCUAAGACUACAGGUUUUAUUUAAUAGUUCAUAUAAUUUCUCUCUCUGAUGUUCUAAGUGGUUAAGGAACCACAGUGUAUAUACUAUACUGAAAACUUGUAAUUGUCAAAAUCUGUUUGAUGCUAUGGUUUUGUUUGGAAAAAGUAGUAAUUUGUUUUAUGCAUAAUCAGAGAAAAAUAAACCUUGAGUUUUCAUAUUAGUUAUCAGUUCUAAAAAUUUAAAACAAAUGUUAGUUUCAGGGUGAAGUGUGUGUGUGUGCUUCUAAAAAUUAGUUUUAUUCAAGAUACACAUAUGUUUCUUAUGCUUGAGUGUGCCAGAUUUCCAGAAACAUUUAUUUUAAAUAGUCAGAUUUAGUUUUAGUAAAAUGUUAAAGUUUUCAGUUAUAAAAAUUGUUUUAAAACUAUAUUAUAUUUAAAACUAUUUGAGUAUUCUGUGAGAGAAAAUAAUGCUGAUUUUUUUUGUAUUUGUUUUAUUCUAUGCAGUUCAAUUUUGCCCAUUUUAGAUUUUUGUUCUAAACCACAAUUUUAAAUCAGAAAUGAGAGUUUCCUGUCUUAAUAUUUAUCUGUUAACAGUGAAAAAAAAUUGCAUUGGUUGCUCAGGUUAAGUAACCCUUUUGAACUUAUGGCCUGACUGUCCCUUUUACUUAUCUAUAUAUGCCAGUCUGUCACCUUUUCUUUUUUCAGUGUUGAGUACUUUGCAGUGCUCCCAUCCUUGUUAAAGUUUUGUAUCAAAAUAUAAAUGGGUCACUUUUUAAUCAACAUCCUAGUUAUAUAUGAACUUUUACCCAAUCAAAAGCCAACAUUUUAAUUAGAAAAAUCAGACUAUAGAUCAAUAAUUUGAUAUUAGAAAGUUUUAAAAUUGUAGGAGUGUGAACUGUUGUGUCAUUUUGGUACACUGCUUGUAUAAUAUACUUUGAAAUACUGCAACAAGGUGUUACCAGAUUGGGAUUUUUUCUUUUCAUUAGUAGGUGUUUGUACCUUUCAACAUUUUUCAUGUUUGAUUAUAUCCCAUGUAUUGUCCAUAAACUUCAUACAUUAAUAAUGUUCUCAAUUUACUUUUUUCUGUUUAUGCUUGGUACAUGACAUUUUAUAAGGUUGUGUCAUGAUAACGAGAAAAACUGCUGUUUAUUUAGUUUAUAUUGAUUGAAUUUUGUAAUUUUGACACCUUACCACAAGGUUUCACAGACAAUGGUAUAAAUGUACAAAAGUAAUGCUGUUUAGACCUUUGAAGUAAGUAACAUUGUAAGUUAUGAAGAAGAAGCAACAUCUACCAUAUUUAAUUUACCUUUUUUAUUCCUGAAUCAUUUUCUAUAUAAAAAAAUUAUGUAAAUGCUUAAUACACCCAAGUAAAGAUAUUUAUAGAUGUUUGAAAUAAAAUUUGUUAUUUAUAAUUUUUUCCCCACCAAAGCUAUUGAUUUUGGAAAGAAGAUAUUGUACAAAUAUGAAUAUUUGUGUUAAUAGAAAUAAGUGUUAUUACUGUGCUUUUAGAAUAACAACUUUUGCUUAUUGAUUAAACACUUGUAUCCUUGACUGAUGUUUUCAGAGAUUAAUAAAAGAGUACUUACUAUACAA